Molecule: messenger RNA, 1428 nt
Organism: Cuscuta campestris
Lineage: Eukaryota; Viridiplantae; Streptophyta; Magnoliopsida; Solanales; Convolvulaceae
Source: the annotation of a GenBank genome assembly
GGAUCCUAAAAAUACAAAUAAUACUACGUGUAUUUUUUGUAAUAACCGCUACACUGGAGGAAUUAGUAGAGCAAAACGACAUAUUGUUGGUGGGUAUUCUGAUGUAAAGGCAUGUGACAAAGUGUCUGAUGUUGUGAGAGAAGAGAUUCGAUCUUUUAUGGCUGAGAAGAAGAAGACAAAAGAUCAGAUUGUGCUAGACAGGGAAGUUGAUCGACAACGAUUUCGUGAAGAGGCUUUGAUUGACUGUGGAGAUGAUGAUGAAGAUGAUGAUGGGAUUGGUGAAUUGGCUAAAUCUAAAAAGCCAAAGUUGAACAGGAAGGGGCCUAUGGAUAUGUUUGUUAGUCAUACUCAUACUAGACAACAAAGUGCUAAGACAAUGAAUAAACAGAAGAACUUAAAUGAAGAAGCACUUAAAGAGUUGCGAAGUCGAGCAUGUUCGGCCAUAUCAAGAUGGAUGUGUGAUGCUGCUAUUCCUUUUAAUGCAGUGAACUAUGAAAGUUUCCAAGAAAUGAUUGAUGCAAUUGGAAACCAUGGCCCAGGAAUGAGAGCUCCAUCUUAUUAUGAGAACGUGGUGCAAGUGAUUACUGACAAUGCUUCAAGCAUGAAGAGUGCAGGAGACUUAUUAAUGGCAAAGUAUAAGCAUUUGUUCUGGACGCCUUGUGCAGCUCAUUGCUUGGACUUGAUAUUGGAGGAUGUAUUCAAAGUGCCAGAUAUUCGUAAUGUUUACAACAAAGCAUUGAAGAUGAAUAGUUUUAUUUAUACUCGACCAGGCCUAGUGAACUUGAUGAGAAAGUUUACUAAGUUGGAUUUAGUGAGGCCGGGUAUUACUCGUUUUGCCACUGCUGCACUAACACUUGGAAGGAUACACUCGUUGAGGAAAGAAUUGAGAUCUUUAUUUACUUCAGAGGCAUGGACAGGAAGCAAAUGGGCACAAGAGCAAAAAGGCAAACAAGUUCAGAGGACUAUUUUUUCUGAAACAUUUUGGCGGGGAACUUUGAAAUCCCUCAAAAUUGCCACUCCUCUACUCAAAGUUCUUCGUUUAGUUGAUGAAUGCUCCGAGGAGACAAUUCAUGAUCUCACAGUGGGUGAUAUUUCUAGAGCAUCAGGAGCAGAAGAGCCUAUCUACUAUACUCGUAGGGUAGCACCUAGUGGCACCACCGGCACGAGUAGCUCAACACCACAACCACAACCACAACCAAGAAGAGCUACUAACAUUCGAGAAGUUAUUCAUGAGGAGUUUGAAGAAGUUGAGGAAGAUGAUUAUGGAGAAGAGACUGAAUUUGUUGGUGCUAGCAAUGAGUUGGAUCACUUGGAUGAUGGUGGCUUGGAUUUGACGGAUGAGGAUUAUGAUUAAAUAUCUUGCUUUCUUUUUAAGAACUAAAUUUUGAUUUUUGUUUUAACUUUUACCAAUAACUCAUGCUUUACUUU